This is a messenger RNA of Sarcophilus harrisii (Tasmanian devil), 3438 nucleotides long. It is a transcript of the gene EIF4ENIF1, whose product is annotated as eukaryotic translation initiation factor 4E nuclear import factor 1. The record is from RefSeq and is a predicted model, not a curated record. Gene Ontology annotation, biological process: negative regulation of translation. Lineage: Eukaryota; Metazoa; Chordata; Mammalia; Dasyuromorphia; Dasyuridae. The transcript has 19 exons. Gene Ontology annotation, molecular function: mRNA binding. Gene Ontology annotation, cellular component: nucleus; cytoplasm.
GCAAGCGCAAGGGCCGGUGCAUAGAGUUAAAGACCCACAAAUAGCCAUGGAUAGAAGAGGUGGGGGAGAGACAGAAAAUGGUGAACCUUUCCUUGACCUGAAGAAGCUGCCAGCCUCAAAAUCCCCACAUCGUUACACAAAAGAGGAACUUUUGGACAUUAAAGAGCGCCCUCACUCUAAACAGCGGCCUUCAUGCCUUUCUGAAAAGUAUGACAGCGAUGGCGUCUGGGAUCCUGAGAAGUGGCACGCGUCCCUUUACCCAACCUCAGGGCGAAACUCUCCGGUAGAAAACUUCAAGAAAGAGCUGGACUUGGAGCGGCCCCUGAUGCGGAAGGCAGCAGAUCCAAGAGAGCGGGUAAAAGAAGAUGAUUUAGAUGUUGUUCUAAGUCCCCAGAGACGCAGUUUUGGAGGGGGCUGUCAUGUCACGACCUCAGUCAGCUCCCGGAGAUCAGGGAGCCCCUUGGAGAAGGACAGCGAUGGCGUCCGCAUGAUCGGAGGCCGUAGGAUUGGCAGUGGAAGGAUCAUCUCUUAUAAGGACCACCGCAGUGGGGAUAAAGACUUGAGGGACUGCCGAGACUCGAGAGACCGGGAGAGAGACUACAAGGAUAAGCGUUUCAGGAGAGAAUUUGGAGACAGCAAGCGUGUCUUUGGAGAGCGCAGAAGAAAUGAUUCCUAUACAGAAGAGGAGCCUGAAUGGUUUUCUGCCGGACCCACGAGUCAGUCUGAGACCAUUGAGCUCACGGGCUUUGAUGACAAGAUUCUGGAAGAAGAUCACAAAGGGCGAAAAAGAACGAGACGACGUGCACCAUCGGUGAAGGAAGGAAUAGUUUCAGAAUUCAAUGGAGGCGUUGCAGAAGAGGAUGAAGUGGAGGUCAUUCUUGCCCAGGAGCCCGCUGCAGAUCAGGAAGUGCCCAGGGAAGCAGUGCUGCCUGAACAGUCGCCAGGAGAAUUUGAUUUUAAUGAGUUCUUUAACCUUGAUAAGGUGCCAGGCCUGGCCUCGAUGAUAGAAGAUGUUCUAGGAGAAGGUUCCGUCUCUGCCAGCAGAUUUAGCAGGUGGUUUUCAAAUCCCAGUCGAUCGGGAAGUCGCUCCAGCAGCCUCGGCUCGACGCCCCAUGAAGAAUUGGAGAAACUUGCAGGUUUAGAACAAGCAAUUCUGUCUCCGGGCCAGAACUCAGGAAAUUACUUUGCUCCUAUACCAUUGGAAGACCAUGCUGAAAACAAAGUAGACAUUCUAGAAAUGCUCCAGAAGGCCAAAGUGGACCUAAAGCCGCUUCUCUCCAGUCUUUCUGCCAACAAGGAAAAGCUGAAAGAGAGCUCACAUUCAGGGGUCGUACUCUCAGUGGAAGAGGUGGAAGCAGGGUUGAAAGGCCUGCGAGUGGACCAGCAAGGGAAGAAUGGCCCGCCCUUCCUGGCCGAGCGCUCAGAGGAGGCCCUGGGGGCUGUGGCUGGCUCCCGGCCGCUGGCCAAAGAUGGUGAUAUGUCUGCCUUUAACAAGCUAGUGAGCACCAUGAAGGCGAGUGGCACUCUGCCUUCGCAGCCCAAAGUCAAUCGAAACCUUGAAAGCCAUUUGAUGUCCCCCGCUGAGAUCCCAGGGCAGCCUCUCCCUAAGAACAUCUUACAGGUAGCUAUCCUCCUUUCCUUCUGGAACUUGAGCUUGGGGGUGGCCCAGGGCCAGCUCCGGAUGUGCCCUCCUGCCACUUGGGCCCUUUUGGGAGCAGGGAUUUCCAUCAUUGGGCGCCUCCCUGGUUUUGGACCCAGUUCUCAGCAGUUGCUUGGAGACCCAUUUCAUGGAAUGCGCAAAUCAAUGAGCCCUGUUGCUGCCCAGGUCAGGCCGACUGGGACCAGCACCCCUGCCCUGGAGGGGCUUGGCCUGCCCCACGAGCUCGCCAUGCAGGCAGCCAGCUUUUACCAGCCUGGCUUUGGCAAACCGCAGAUGGACAAAAGGGAUUUUUAGAAGCGGGAUGGGGGGAGAGCGGGGCUCCACAGGCACUCGCUCUCACUGACCUCUCUUGACAGGCAGCAGCGUGUAGCCAAAUCGCCGGCCCCUGGGCAUCGAGGAAACUCUGCGUCUCCUGCGCCCGCCGCCGCUGUCACGAGCAUGCUGUCUCCUUCCUUCACUCCUACCUCAGUGAUACGCAGGAUGUAUGAAAGCAAAGAGAAGAGCAAAGAAGACCCCAUUUCUGGAAAGCCGGCCAGUGACGGGAAAGAGGAAGGCCAGAGGGCAAAUGAAGAGAACCUUCUGUUGAGUUCCAUGGCGAAUCCAGACCGCGACACGUCCCCUCCCAUGAACCCCAAACUCUCCACGCUGCAGCGCUCGACAUCUUCCACCCCCUUGUCCCAGACCAGCCGCUUCACCAAAGAACAGGACUACCGGCCUAAGGCAGCCGGCAGGAAGACCCCCACGCUGGCUUCCCCAGUGCCCGGGGCCCCCUUCCUCCGUCCUGUCCACCAGGUCCCGCUCGUCUCUCACGUUCCAAUCGUCCGGCCUGCUCAUCAGUUUCACCCAGGACUGGUCCAGAGGAUGCUUGCUCAGGGGAUCCAUCCUCAGCACCUUCCAUCUCUGCUUCAAGCUGGUAUGCUUCCUCCUGGGAUGGACUUGUCCCACUUGCAGGGGAUCUCCGGCCCUCUCCUCGGGCAGCCCUUUUAUCCCCUCCCUGCGGCCAGUCACCCUCUCCUGACCCCUCGCUCGGGGACCCCUCUGCAGCUCGCAAUGAUGCAGCAGCAGCUGCAGCGGUCAGUCCUCCACCCCCCAGGCUCCGGCUCGCAGGGAACAGCCAUUGGUGUUCAGACGCCCCCCCAGAACCUGCCGGGCCGGCCGGGCCUGCCCCACAUCCCCCCGCAGCUGGAGCCCCGACCCAGCCAGAGGAGCGCCUCCCCCGUGGGCCUGGCCAAGUGGUUCGGCUCGGACGUGCUGCAGCAGCCGCUGCCCUCGAUGCCCUCCAAAGUCAUCAGCGUGGAUGAGCUGGAGUACAGGCAGUGAAGCCGGGCCCGGGGCCACGGACACGCCGACGCCCGGGCGCGCCCGGCCCGCUCCCCGAGAACCUUGGGCGAGCCCGCGUGGCCGGGGAGCGGAGCCUCGAGCGGCGGCUGGACGCCCAACUGCGCCUCCAGCCCACUGGGCCCUUUUGUCUUGGUUUGUUUUUUUGUAAGAUAUGUGAAUGAAUGAUGUGCAGGUGACCUCCCCGAGAGGUCACGCCUGAGGGUUGCUCUGCAGAAAUAAAUGUAUAGACUCUCGUGUACAGACUUGUGUAUAAACCCCUUUUGUACAUACCUGGGAUGGCUUUUUUGGAACUGGAGCUGUACAUAAAAGUAGCCGGACUCCGCGAAGCUUUAGUUGUGUCUACACUUUGGAGUUUUUCGUUUAAUGUACAUCUGGGACUCUUCUUCCUCCCUCCCUUUUUUUGUUUGUGUUUGUUUGAUUAAAGUUGCAUAUGCCAA